AUGGUUAUGAAGGAUGAUGUACGGGAGCUAUUUCAUACGUGGCCAGAUCAAAAAGACGACGACCCAGCAGUUGAUCGCCUUAUCCAAGACAUACAUGAGGAUAAGUUUGUUAAAGGUUUUUGGGAUGUUGAUUCUGACUCUCCUCCCGCAAAGAAGCAGAAAGUUGAUUCUGACUCUCCUCCCGCAAAGAAGCAGAAAGUCAAGAAGGUGGUAGUUUCCAACAGUCAGGGUGGUGGAUCUGGUGAAGGAGCUGAACAGAAGGUGGUAGUUUCCAACAGUCAGGGUGGUGGACCGGUUGGAACUCUCAUUGAGUUGGUGUCUAAUUUAACCUCAAGGGAUCUUUCGCCAAACAUCACAGCAGUAACUGUUGAUGACGACAUUUUCCGUUGGGAGGCUACUCUAAUCGGACCGGUGAACACUCCUUAUGAAGGGGGAGUGUUUAAACUUAGGCUUAGUUUUCCAUCUGAUUACCCAAGAAGUCCCCCCAAGGUUGUUUUCAUCACAAGAAUAGGCUACCCAAAUGUAUCAGAUAGGGGAGGCAUUCACCUAAAAGUUUUGAGGACCGCCUGUUGGAUUCCCAUGCCCAUUGUUAAGCUUUUCAAGGAAUUAGUGGAGAAGUUGAUUGAACCAAAGGUCAAUGAUGAGGAACAGACCAUUAAAUAUCUUGCCAACCUCUACAAAUCUGAUAGGAGAAGGUUUGAAGCCAUGGCUACAGAGAUGACUAAUCAAUAUGCUGGGAGAGGAAACUGA
Messenger RNA from Camelina sativa (false flax), 750 nucleotides. The record is from RefSeq and is a predicted model, not a curated record. NCBI's taxonomy places the organism in Eukaryota, Viridiplantae, Streptophyta, Magnoliopsida, Brassicales, Brassicaceae.